This is a messenger RNA of Rhopilema esculentum, 1351 nucleotides long. The record is from RefSeq and is a predicted model, not a curated record. NCBI's taxonomy places the organism in Eukaryota, Metazoa, Cnidaria, Scyphozoa, Rhizostomeae, Rhizostomatidae.
UUGAUUCUGGUGAUGUGAUGUAGUGAUGUUGUUGUUGGUAUUUUCCACGUGGAUUAUGUGCCAAACAAUAACACAAACAAUGCUCAAUACAUAAAUGAUGGUAAAUUUGACCAAAUGUUGGAAAUGUAGCUCCUUUUUCAUCAUCUUUUGGCAUCUGGCAAGCUAAUAAACGGCUGUGUCACGGGAUAUGCCAGUGUUGCAUAACAACUUGUGGCAACUUUCUUGUCCUCACGUGAAUUGUAUGCAGGUCUCCAAUGAAAGCAUUUGUCAUAUGUUUUCUGGUACUGGAAAGAGCUAUUCUCUUGAUCUUAUCGUAUACUAGCGUAUUCUUGACGCCCUUUCUGUAGGUGUUAUGGAUGCCUUUGGUAACGUGUACCCGACUUUACUGGGAUGUUUUCUUAUUAUACUCAUUGGCUAUGUCUGCGGCCGAGCAAGUUUGAUAUCAGCAAGCCAAGGAAAAGGAGUUGAGCUGUACAUCACCCGUGUCGCCUUACCAGCUUUGCUGUUCAAGUCACUUGUGGAAUUAGACUUUUCUAAAGUGGACUGGAAUUUUUGGUUUGGGAUUCUCGCAGCGAAAGCCAUUUUGUUUGUGAUAGUUGCCUCGCUAACUCUUCUCGUUAGCCAACCAAUGUCAGGGAAUCUUGGAAGAGCAGGGUUGUUUGCGAUUUUCGUCACGCAAUCAAACGACCUAGCACUUGGCUUGCCCCUAUUUGAUGCCAUCUACAAAGAAACACAUCCUGAAUAUGUGCAAUACUUGUACUUGUUGAUUCCAGUGUCAGUAGCUCUCUUGAACCCAAUUGGAUUUUUAAUGCUUGAGUUUCAUAAGAAUGCAAAGGAAAAAGGCAGCAAGCCCCGCAAGUUGAAAAUAAUUUGGACAGCAGUGAAAGGUGUUAUUUCAAAUCCGCUGGUGUUUAUGGUGAUAAUGGGUAUUGUCUUCAAUUUUGUUUUGAAUGGGACAAAGUCUUUUACUGGGUUUGACAGACAGCAUUGGUUUCUUUCUCCAUUCCUCUCGGUUGUGGGAAACUCUUUUGGAGCUACAUCUUUGUUUUAUUUGGGACUCAAUUUGGUUGGCAACAUGAAAAGUUUAAAUGGAUUCACAAUUAUUGUUCCUUUCCUUCUUGUUUUCUGUAAAAGCCUCAUAUUCCCUGUGAUAGCAAGACAGGCUGUAUUCUGGCUGCACAAUAAUUCAUCUGUAAAUGAUACAAGCUUGACAAGUUUUGCAUUCAUUUAUGGGACGCUUCCAACUGCACCACCUGUUGCUGUCUAUUCCUCAAUGUAUGGAAUUCAUGUGGAUACUGUAAGUUUGAUUUUGUUUUAACUUAGCAGCAUAAGUUCUGCACUGUCUAAUGAA